AUGGACGCCCUCCCCCGCAAAAGCCCCGUCGGAUCCGGCAAAACCGCGCUCAUGCUCGCCCUCUGCCUCGCCCUGCGCGACCCCUACAGCAUCGCCGCCGUCACCAACGACAUCUUCACGCGCGAGGACGCCGAGUUCCUCACCCGGCACGCCGCCCUCCCGGCCGCGCGCAUCCAGGCCAUCGAGACCGGCGGCUGCCCCCACGCCGCCGUGCGCGAAGACAUCAGCGCGAACCUGCACGCGCUGCAGGCCCUGCACGGCCGGUUCGCCACGGAUCUGCUGCUGAUUGAGAGCGGGGGCGACAAUCUGGCGGCGAAUUACAGCCGGGAGUUGGCGGAUUUCAUCAUCUAUGUCAUUGACGUGGCGGGGGGGGAUAAGGUGCCGAGGAAGGGGGGGCCGGGGAUCACGGGGAGUGACCUGUUGGUUGUGAACAAGGUUGAUUUGGCGGAGGCGGUGGGGGCGGAUAUGAAGGUUAUGGAGAGGGAUGCUGGGAGGAUGAGGGAUGGGGGACCGACGAUUUUCGCGGUUGUGAAGCAUGGGAAGGGAGUGAAGGAUAUCGUGGGGUUGGUUUUGAGUGCGUGGAAAGGGAGCGGGGCGUAUGAGGUCAGCAUGGAGCGGUGGAAGAGGGAGGAGAAGAAAGGAAGUGGGGAUGUCUGA
Messenger RNA from Letharia columbiana, 657 nucleotides. RefSeq lists its product as uncharacterized. Gene Ontology annotation, molecular function: GTPase activity; nickel cation binding. The record is from RefSeq and is a predicted model, not a curated record. NCBI's taxonomy places the organism in Eukaryota, Fungi, Ascomycota, Lecanoromycetes, Lecanorales, Parmeliaceae. The transcript has a single exon. The coding region runs from base 1 to 657 and encodes 218 amino acids.